Aspergillus terreus NIH2624 is the source of this 564-nucleotide messenger RNA. RefSeq names its product PHO88 family protein. Gene Ontology annotation, biological process: protein targeting to ER. The transcript is spliced from 3 exons. The record is from RefSeq and is a predicted model, not a curated record. Bases 1 to 564 code for a protein of 187 amino acids. Gene Ontology annotation, cellular component: endoplasmic reticulum; mitochondrion. Lineage: Eukaryota; Fungi; Ascomycota; Eurotiomycetes; Eurotiales; Aspergillaceae.
AUGGUGUCCCCUCAAGUAACCAAUCUGGCCAUCAUCGUGGUGAUGAUGCAGCUGGCCAAGAAGGUUCCCUUCGACGACCCGGAUGUGCUCUUCCUUGUGCGCUGCCUGUACGUCGCAUCCAACGUGAUCAUCCUGAGUCUGUAUCUCUACACUCAGUCCAAGAUCAACAGCAAGAAGGAUUUGGCGACUCUCAAGUACGUCGAGCCUGCUCCCAUGGGAAGCGGCGAGGAGCCCCGUCCGGUGACGACCACCAACAUGGACUACGACAAGGGUCAGCUGCGCCAGCUGAUCAAGGGCCAGCUGAUGGGCGUUGGAAUGAUGGGUGUGAUGCACCUGUACUUCAAGUACACCAACCCUCUUCUGAUCCAGUCGAUCAUCCCGCUCAAGAGCGCCUUCGAGUCGAACCUCGUCAAGAUCCACGUCUUCGGCAAGCCCGCUACCGGUGAUCUCCAGCGCCCCUUCAAGGCCGCCAACAGCUUCUUGAACCAGGGCCAGGUCAAGAGCGACAAAGCCUCGAUCGAGAAUGCCGAGAAGAACUGGCGCGGUGGUGUCAAGGAGGAGUAA